Messenger RNA from Cavia porcellus (domestic guinea pig), 1913 nucleotides. Its product is annotated as 3 beta-hydroxysteroid dehydrogenase/Delta 5-->4-isomerase-like. Gene Ontology annotation, cellular component: intracellular membrane-bounded organelle; cytoplasm. The transcript has 4 exons. Bases 580 to 1641 code for a protein of 353 amino acids. Lineage: Eukaryota; Metazoa; Chordata; Mammalia; Rodentia; Caviidae. The record is from RefSeq and is a predicted model, not a curated record. Gene Ontology annotation, molecular function: 3-beta-hydroxy-Delta5-steroid dehydrogenase (NAD+) activity. Gene Ontology annotation, biological process: steroid biosynthetic process; C21-steroid hormone metabolic process; response to corticosterone.
UUGGAAACAAAGAUUAUGUUUUUGAUAUGAUCUACAUUCCAGUGUGAUUUUGCUCCACACCCUCAAGGAAGAAACGUGGAGAAAUCCAAAUUCAAAGGUCUAACUGGAUACCCACUAAUCUGUUAUUACUUGGUCAAAUUCAGUCCAAUCAUAUGUUGACAUACUUGUUCAUCUCCUGAUCAUGUGAAUAUGCUAAUCUCCAUAAUAACCCACAGACAGAGAUCUGAACGAUCAGUGCUUGCAGAGGCCGAGGACUGGACACACCUGAUGGGUUCUGUGGACAGCAAGAGCACUGAAGCUUCCUGAAAAUUCCACUAUAUUUGGCAACUUUCUAAUCGUAUCCUUUAUAACCUCCUUUAAAAUUAACCAACACAUUAGGCUGGAGAUGUCUGGUGACAGGAGCAGGAGGCUUCCUAGGCCAGCGGAUUGUCCACUUGUUGGUGCAGGAGGAGGGGCUGCAGGAGGUCAGAGCCCUGGACAAGUUCUUCAGACCAGACACCAAGGAAGAAUUCUCCAGUAAGUGGACUGGAAAUUUCACAUUAGGGAUCCAUUCUACAGCCUAACCAACUGUGGGAGAGGAUGUUUUUUAAAACAAACAGGAAAUGUGGGAUCAUAAUGGAUAUUCCAUGUCCACACUCAUCAGAAAGAACUGAGGAUGUACAGGAGCUGAACAUGAAGACAAAGGUGACAAUAGUAGAAGGAGACAUUCUGGACGCUCAGACCCUGAGGAGAGCCUGCCAGGGCAUCUCAGUUGUUAUUCAUACCGCUGCUGUCAUUGAUGUAUCUGGUGUCCUCCCUGCACAGACCAUCAUGGAAGUCAACCUGAAAGGUACCGAGUUCCUGUUGGAGGCCUGUGUACAAGCCAGCGUGCCAAUCUUCAUCUACACAAGCACAAUCGAAGUAGCUGGGCCCAACUCCUACAAGGAGAUUGUCCAGAACACCAAUGAGUACAACCAUCAUGAAAGCACCUGGUCUGCUCCAUACCCAUGCAGCAAAAGGCUGGCUGAGAAGGCUGUGCUGAAAGCUAAUGGCUGCCCCCUGAGAAAUGGUGGCACCCUGUAUACUUGUGCUUUGAGGCCCACGUACAUCUAUGGAGAAGGAAGCCCAUUCUUAUCUUCUGAGAUGAAUAAAGCCCUCAAAAACAAUGGCAUACUGAAAAGCACAGGCAAAUUCUCUGUAGCCAAUCCAGUCUAUGUUGGUAAUGUGGCCUGGGCCCACAUUAUGGCCUCCAGAGCCCUCAGGGACUCUAACAAGGCCUCAGAUAUUCAAGGACAGUUCUAUUAUGUCUCAGAUGACACACCUCACCAAAGUUAUGAUAACCUCAGUUACAAUCUGAGCAAAAAAUGGGGCUUCUGCCUUGAUUCUGGCCCAAGCAUCCCUUUGUCUCUAAUGUACUGGCUUGCUUUCCUGCUAGAAAUGGUGAGCUUUCUGUUGAGACCAAUUUAUAAUUUUCAACCGCCCUUCACCCGCCACUUACUGACCCUGUCAAAUAGUGUGUUCACAGUCUCCUAUAAGAAAGCUCAACGCCACCUAGGAUAUGAGCCACUCUUCAGCUGGGAGGAAGCCAAGCAGAAAACAGGGGAGUGGGUUGGUUCACUAGUGCAGCAGCACAAGGGGACUUUGAAGACAAAGACUCAGUGAUGUGACCAUCAUAAGGAUGUGGCUCUGUGUGACCCCUGAUGCUUUUAUCUGCUUCUUCAACCUGGAUUCCUCCAAAACUUGUCAAAGGCACAAGCGCAGAUCCUACAGCCUGACUGUGAAACCAUGGCAACUUAUUGUCUUCAUAAGGCUACAAAAUGCCUAUUUUUCAUUUCCCAUUACUAAACAUACUGUUUCUUUUCUGUGAAAAACCUUACAAUGCUUAACAAGGCACAAGGAAAAGUGGAAUAAAACUUUGAUUGCCUAACCUGGAA